UGGCAGAUUCUAGAUCAAAUUCCUGGAAGAGCAACUGGUGCAUACAGUCAUAGUCAGGGUAUCAAGGGUUUACGUGAUACAAUUGCUGCUGGAAUUGAAGCUCGUGACGGAUAUCCUGCUGAUCCAAAUGAUAUUUUCUUAACAGAUGGUGCAAGCCCUGCGGUCCAUAUGAUGAUGCAAUUGCUGAUAAGCUCAGAGCAGGAUGGGAUUCUUUGUCCCAUUCCUCAAUACCCUUUGUACUCUGCUUCAAUUGCCCUCCACGGUGGUACACUGGUUCCUUACUUCCUUGAUGAGGCAUCAGGGUGGGGAUUGGAAACUUCUGAGUUGAAGAAGCAAUUGGAGGACGCAAGGUCCAAGGGUAUCAACCCAAGGGCCUUGGUUGUUAUAAAUCCAGGCAACCCAACAGGGCAGGUGCUUGCUGAGGACAACCAGCGGCAGAUUGUGGAAUUCUGCAAGCAAGAAGGUCUUGUUUUGCUGGCAGAUGAGGUUUAUCAAGAAAAUGUUUAUGUACCUGAUAAGGAGUUUCAUUCAUUCAAGAAGGUAUCCCGGUCUAUGGGAUAUGGCGAAAAGGAUAUUUCUCUGAUAUCAUUUCAAUCAGUAUCUAAAGGGUACUACGGGGAGUGUGGAAAAAGAGGCGGUUACAUGGAAGUAACUGGUAUCAGUCCUGACGUAAGGGAACAAAUAUACAAAGUGGCGUCUGUGAAUCUUUGUUCUAACAUCUCUGGUCAAAUUCUUGCAAGCCUUGUCAUGAGUCCACCAAAGGUUGGAGAUGAAUCCUAUGAAUUGUAUUGUGCAGAGAAAGAUGGAAUCCUGUCCUCCCUAGCAAGGCGUGCAAAGACUUUAGAAGAUGCGUUGAACAACUUAGAGGGUGUGACAUGCAACAGAGCAGAAGGGGCAAUGUAUCUCUUUCCCCGCAUAAACCUACCUCAAAAGGCAAUUAAAGCAGCAGAGGCAGCAAAUACAGCUCCAGAUGCAUUCUAUUGUCGCCGCCUUCUCAAUGCCACAGGAAUCGUGGUUGUUCCUGGUUCUGGUUUCGGGCAGGUUCCUGGCACCUGGCAUUUUAGGUGCACAAUAUUGCCUCAAGAGGAUAAAAUUCCAGCCAUCGUCACCCGUCUGACAGACUUCCACAAGUCAUUCAUGGACGAGUUUCGCAACUAGAAAAUUCCCAGUUUGGUCUUUCAGGAUAAGCGAUGUAGUGGGCAUUCAUUUAAAGGAGACGAACAUUUGUGUGAAGCCCCUAUGAUCCUUUAUUUUUGUGGAGGAUAGACAUGUUUGGGUACAGUCUUACUAGACGUGAUGAGAAUAAUAUCUUUUCUUACAAGGCUUAAGGUUUGAAUGGCAUCAAGUUGUGCAAUUGUUUUUAUUUAUUUAUUGGUUU
Prunus avium (sweet cherry) is the source of this 1378-nucleotide messenger RNA. NCBI's taxonomy places the organism in Eukaryota, Viridiplantae, Streptophyta, Magnoliopsida, Rosales, Rosaceae. The record is from RefSeq and is a predicted model, not a curated record.